UUUUAUUAUUUAAGUCUUUUUAUAUAUUUUUGUAAACAGUUUUUAUUGAUUUAAUAUAAAAUUUAACAGACCCUUAUUAAGGAAGAAAAACUUCAACAUGAAUAUAACGACAAAGAUGAAGAACACCGAACGUUUCAAGCUGAAGAUUUGAAGCCAGCGAAGAAUAACAUGAAACCCUAUAACAAGUAUACGCAAUGGCUGGAGACGAUAUUUGGCAGAGAAUCAUCAGCUACACAGCAUCGUCGAUUGCUCCAACAUGAUGAUGAUGAUGACGGUGACCAAGGUGCAACUGAAGAUUAUGAAGAACAAACCAAAGAGCCUUGGGAAAGAGAAAAAAGGACAGCCGACCUCAAGUCAUUGGAGAUAUACGUGAAAACAGAAAGAAAUUUCGUCCCCGAAGCAAAUCAUCCGACAUCGAAAAUAUCGAAAAUCUCUAAUUUCAAACCAUCAACACCACCCCUCUAUAAUGAUGAAAUCAACUUCUUAAUUGAUGCAGCUAUGAAAAUGAAAUCAGAUUAUCCACAUGGGCAAAGAAUAAAGUUAAAAUCUAACGGCGAAUCAAUAACGGAAAAAGAUAGCUUUUUAAAGAGGCUCGGUCUGAAGAUGUUUUCGAAAAAUGUUCGUCCUGAAAUAAAGAACAUCGAAACUACAAAAACAUCUAACACUAUAGACGAAAUCCCUAACUCAACGUUCAAGAUUGAAACUACUACUUCUCGGAUUAAAUCUACCCCGAAAAUGACUCAAAAACAUAAAGAACGUAAUUUCAUAUUUUCUGGUCAUAGACGAUCAUUAAAAUCUAUAGAAAUUGGUGAAUCAAAUGAUGAAAUCGCACCUUCUACCAGUGAUAUUAAAGCGUAUGUUAACAAUACAGCUCAACUACAAUAUAAUGAAGAGAAAAACAUAAAAUAUAUAAGUGAUACAAUAGAAAGCAAAUAUGAACCUAAUAAUGCGACCAAUAAAACAAAUAAUAAAACUAUUGUAUCUAUUGCUCGUGAACAAGAAGAUUUUAAGGUUAAUGAAGGUACAUACAAACAUAACAACAGUACAUGGGGGCUGGGCGAGAUAUUUAGUAUGCUUGCAGACCUCUGCAUGUUUUUGGCUGGUUUCGAUGUAAAUCAAGAAGAUAAUGGUUACAGGUUUCUUUAUGAUUUCGUGACAAUGCUAAAUCCGAACUACUUGCGAAAAAACAAGACUUUGUCAGAAAAAGUUAUUAAUGAUACAAGACAUGUGGAAGCUUCAAUUGGCUCAGAGAGAGUUGAGAAUAUAGGCCACAGAUCUAGAGUGUUACUAUCUUUCGAAGAACCAGCAGAAAAUGUCACAUCAAUGACCUCUGAAAAAGAUGUGAAUGAAUCGUACGUAGUUACAAGUAAGAAAUGAAGUAUGAGAAGUAAUAUAAUCGGGCAAACUUGCCUAUUGUUAGUAAAAAAAGCAUGUUUCAUAAUUUGUAAGGUACAUUGAGAUAAUUUCGAAGGCAGGGUAUUUUUUAAUGGCAAAUACCUAUCUAUAAAACUAGAAGCAACACACUACUGUAACGCGUAGAGUCUGUUUGGGCUCCAUACAUUCCACGACUUUUCUGUUUCCGUACAGAC
Molecule: messenger RNA, 1589 nt
Organism: Cydia pomonella (codling moth)
Lineage: Eukaryota; Metazoa; Arthropoda; Insecta; Lepidoptera; Tortricidae
Exons: 5
Coding region: 169-1377 (402 amino acids)
Source: RefSeq, a predicted model, not a curated record